CUCCUCCUCCUCUUCUUCCCCUCCCCCUCUCUCCAAGAACGCCGCAGCCGCACCUCGUCCGGUGUCCUCGUCGCCUCCUCCAGCCCUUCGCCGCCCUCGCCAUCGCCCUUCCCCCUCGUCCCCGCUCUCUUCGUCCUCGGAGACUCCAUCGUCGACUCCGGCACCAACAACUACCUCGGAACCCUCGCCCGCGCCGAUCGACCCCCCUACGGCCGCGAAUUCGACACCCACCGCCCCACCGGCCGCUUUUCCAACGGCCGCAUCAUCGUCGACUACCUCGCGGUCCGGCUGGGGUUGCCCUUCGUUCCUCCGUUCUUGGGCCGGAGCGGGAAGAUCGAGGACAUGAUCCGCGGGGUGAACUACGCGUCGGCCGCCUCCGGAAUCCUCUUCUCGAGCGAUUCCGAUUUGGGGCAGCACAUUUCUCUGUCGCAGCAGAUCCAGCAGGUAUCGGACACCUUCCAGCAGUUCGAGCUAAGCCUAGGGGAGGAGGCGACGGCGGACCUCAUCUCGAAGUCGGUGUUCUACGUCUCGAUCGGGAGCAAUGACUUUAUACAUUACUACCUGCAAAAUACUUCGAGCGCGCAGGUGUUGUACCUGCCAUGGGAGUUCAACCAGCUCCUAGUGACCACUUUGAAGCAGGCGCUCAAGAGUCUGUAUGAUAAGACCAUGAGAAGAGUGGUGCUCACGGGGCUGGCUCCGAUUGGCUGCACUCCUCACUACCUGUGGCUAUCCGCCAGUGAGAAUGGGGAGUGUGUUGAUGCAAUCAAUAACGUGGUGAUGGAGUUCAACUAUGCCAUGAGGUACAUGGUGCAUGAGCUCAACCGUGAGCUCCCAAAUGCCACCUUCACCUUCUGUGAUGCUUUUGAGGGCUCCAUGGACAUACUAACCAAUCGCCAGCUCUACGGUUUCCAGACAGUCACCGAUGCUUGCUGCGCUCUUGGGAAGUAGGGAGGAUUCAUCAUGUGCCUGCUGCCGGAGAUGGCUUGCAGCAAUGCUUCGACCCAUGUGUGGUGGGAUGACUUCCAUUCCAUGGAUGCAGUCAACCGGAUCAUCGCGGAUGAUGUGUGGGACAGCAAGCAUGCGUCCAUCUGCUAUCCCGUGAACUUGCAGGACAUGCUUAGAGCUAACCACUAGCUGGCUACACCUUACUGGAAGCUCGAAGAAGAAGAAGAAGAAGAAGAAGAAGAAGAAGAAGAAACUUCAAUGACUACUACAGCUCAUGAAAGAUUGAUAACUGGGUGAGUCGUCAUAUUUUUAACGUGUGUUUCUACU
Messenger RNA from Musa acuminata subsp. malaccensis (wild Malaysian banana), 1272 nucleotides. Its product is annotated as GDSL esterase/lipase At5g08460. The record is from RefSeq and is a predicted model, not a curated record. Gene Ontology annotation, molecular function: hydrolase activity, acting on ester bonds. NCBI's taxonomy places the organism in Eukaryota, Viridiplantae, Streptophyta, Magnoliopsida, Zingiberales, Musaceae.